AUGACCAUCUGGCCCUUCAACCUUAUGGACGAACCCGAGGUCACUGGAUUCGACCGUGAAGAGCGACGUUUUUGGGCACGCACAGAAGGCUGCUUCAGGGUCAUGAAUUCGAUCGUCGCUGUCGUUGCCCUCAUCCUUCUGUACACUGUGCCGAAUCAGACUGCCGCACAGACAAUGUCCACUAUCAAUCGAGACAUUCAGCAACUGAACCAUAGCCUCAAGGUUACUACCUAG
This is a messenger RNA of Bipolaris sorokiniana ND90Pr, 234 nucleotides long. RefSeq lists its product as uncharacterized. The record is from RefSeq and is a predicted model, not a curated record. The coding region runs from base 1 to 234 and encodes 77 amino acids. The transcript is spliced from 2 exons. NCBI's taxonomy places the organism in Eukaryota, Fungi, Ascomycota, Dothideomycetes, Pleosporales, Pleosporaceae.